AUGUCAUUUGGAAAUUUUGAAAAUAGCCUUAUUGUAUUUGUCUUCCUAAAGAUUGGGAAAGUACCUCCUUUCACUUUUGAAACCGCUGGUGGACAGGAACAACGCUGGGGUGGACGCAUUCCCAUUCGUUAUUCCGUUUCGCCGGAUGACAAUAGAAUCUCUCCAGAGGGUGCAGUUCUCCUUGGUAAGGGGCUCCAGGUCAACCCAGCCCUGAAGAUUCUUAAGAUGGAUCGAAAUCCCCUACAGUCCGCUGGCUGCUAUGUUAUUCUCAACUUUAUCCUUAAGAAUGCCAACAAGACCAUGAAGGUCCUGACCUUUGAGGUACGAACUUGCGCAUAA
Molecule: messenger RNA, 339 nt
Organism: Dibothriocephalus latus
Lineage: Eukaryota; Metazoa; Platyhelminthes; Cestoda; Diphyllobothriidea; Diphyllobothriidae
Source: the annotation of a GenBank genome assembly